Haemonchus placei is the source of this 291-nucleotide messenger RNA. The record is from the annotation of a GenBank genome assembly. NCBI's taxonomy places the organism in Eukaryota, Metazoa, Nematoda, Chromadorea, Rhabditida, Trichostrongylidae.
UCACGUGUUCGAUCAGCGACGAGAACAUUGGUCUUCGUGGUGGCCACCUACCUACUUUCAAACAUCCUUAAUGUCAUUAUCACUAUCUGGGAAUAUAUCGAUUAUGAUUCAAUCACUAUCACUUUCAAUACGUUCUACACAUUUGCUGUUGAUGUGGUCUCACUGCUCACAAUAUUCGCUGGAGCUCUUCGACUGCCUAUCUACGUAUGCUGUCAGACGGAGUUACGAAAAGACUUCAUUGCACGACUCAAGAGGAUCUGCUACCGUAGCCCUUACAAGGUAUUCUAUUGA